AUGAGGCGCUACGCUUCUUUAUUUGUGAUUGCCGCCUGUAUAUGCGCUGGUUCCAGUGCAGAUGACGAUGAUGACUAUUCUCCACCCGUGCCGUUGCGCGAGGCGGUUACCGCAAGCGUUGAGCCGACAGACAUCAGCGACUCUUCCCUCACCGAAACACCGGCGCUAACUCCUGCAGAAGCCGGUAAGACGCGAAGCCUUGCGUUACGUUUCACGCGUUCACGAUGCCAUUUCAACCCAACAGCCGAGAGACUUCGUCAAGAAGCAAUAACGUCACAACAAAAUGAGGAUGAGGAUGAUGAUGAUUCUACAAAUUCAAACGAAGAUGCUUUUGCAACGGAAGCCAAAAUCUCCGACAUUACCAAGCUCUCAAAAGGCUCCGUGAGGGCACCUAGUGUGGCGGCACUAGAUGCUGAGAUCAGCGAAACCACCGAAAAUAUCAAGGCCCCCAAAAGGAUUCAAAGCAGGAAGCACCGCGUAACAGACGUCAUCGAUGAAAUAAUGGGAGGAGAAUUCAACACUGAAGUGAACCAGAGGAUGGCUGACAGCUUUCUUAGCGCCCGCCCUCAUUUUCUGCGCUCAAAGGCGAACCGUGACCUGUAA
This is a messenger RNA of Cyclospora cayetanensis, 603 nucleotides long. RefSeq lists its product as uncharacterized. The record is from RefSeq and is a predicted model, not a curated record. Lineage: Eukaryota; Apicomplexa; Conoidasida; Eucoccidiorida; Eimeriidae. The transcript is spliced from 5 exons. Bases 1 to 603 code for a protein of 200 amino acids.